Messenger RNA from Lycium ferocissimum, 966 nucleotides. Its product is annotated as 11-beta-hydroxysteroid dehydrogenase A-like. The transcript is spliced from 5 exons. Lineage: Eukaryota; Viridiplantae; Streptophyta; Magnoliopsida; Solanales; Solanaceae. The coding region runs from base 126 to 938 and encodes 270 amino acids. The record is from RefSeq and is a predicted model, not a curated record.
UUCAAUACUAUGUCCAGCCAUUGUUCCAAGAAAAGCAAUAUGUUUAAUGUUAUCCUACCUUUCAAAUUCCUAACAAUCCAACAAACAAUCAAUCUCCCACCACUAUAGGAAGGAGAUUUACAAUUAUGGCUUCUAGUAAUUAUUUUGUUCACAAUAUCACCACUCUACUCAUUACACCAUUAGUUCUUUUGGCACUCUUUGCCAUUUUCCUCUUCUUUAGCACCAUUAGGGUGGUGCUUUUUCUGUAUAGGAUUGUGGUGAGUGAGAACAUGAAAGGGAAAGUUGUUCUUAUCACUGGGGCUUCAUCAGGAAUUGGAGAGGAAUUGGCUUAUGAAUAUGCAAGAAGAGGUUCUUCAUUAGCAAUUGUGGCCAGAAGAGAAAAGCAGCUUCAAAAAGUAGCUGAGAGGGCAAAGAGCUUAGGAUCUCCAGAUGUUGUAUCUAUUAGAGCUGAUGUAUCUAACGUCGAAGAAUGUAAGAGAUUUGUUGAUCAAACUGUGAAACAUUUCGGCCGAUUGGAUCAUCUCGUCAACAAUGCGGGAAUCACCUCUUUUUGCUCUAUCAAUGAUGUGACGGACAUUACGAAGUGUACGCCUAUUAUGGAUAUCAACUUUUGGGGGUCUGUUUACCCAACUUAUUUUGCAAUUCCUCAUCUUAAAAAGACAAGAGGGAAGGUGUUUGUCAAUUCUUCAUCCGUGGCAAUUUUGCACCCACCGUCUUUCAGCUUCUAUACUGCUAGUAAAGCUGCACUAUUAAGCUUUUACGAGACCAUGAAACUUGAAUUGGCUCCAGAAAUUUCAAUUACAAUUGCAACGUUAGGUUUCACUGAUUCUGAAAUAGUACGAGGAAAACACUUGAAGGAUGGUGUCAUGCAAGUUGAUUCAGAGCAAGCUAGUGUAAGAUAUAUAACCAACCAUCACACACUUUUCUUAAGCAUAUAGGUUUAGUUGGUUAAUUAGUUUAAUUGAA